AUAGAACUGCCUCAUAGGGUUUCCUAGACUAAUCUUUUCUCCCGAGGAGCCUCUGGGUGGGUUCAAACUGCCAACCUUUUGGUUAGCAGCCAAGAGCUUACAUGUUUUAUCACUUUGUUUCUGAGGAAGGCUUUGUUCUUCUUCCUCCACGCAGUGCUGACUGUCUGCUCUGCAGGGUAGACAGAAUGUCUGCCCAGGGCUGUGGGGCUGCCCACCUCCCUGGUUGGCUCUGGCCACAUUCUCGCUCUGACCUGGUGAGUUUGUGUGUGUGGUGGCAAAGGCAGAAUGCUUUAUGUAAAUCCUUAGUGGUGGUGGUGUUACUUUUUAAAAUUUUUUUUUUUUACAAAAAAGGAUCAUAUCAUUUACUUGGAAGUACAUCAUUGUCAUCCCUCUCAGCCAGAUAAUAUAAUCCUAAAUAACUUUAAAAUAGGGGCAUGGUGUUUUAUAAUGUGGACCUGCCAUAAUUCAUUCAACCAUUCCCAGAUAGAUGACUUUCAGUUUGUUUCUAGUUUUUAUCACACUCCAUGCUACGUGUAAGCAUCUUUAUAUGUGUUAUGAUGCUUUUAAUUUUUAAGCUAUAGUCUCAGAAAUGGAAAUAAUGGGACAAGCAAUAUGUAUCUUUUAAAAUUUAAUAGGUAUUGCCAACAACAUUAUUUUCUCAGAAAUGUAUAACAAUUUUUACUCCUUCCAGAAAUACAGGGGAAAACCCUUUAUUUGUCACCUAAAAUUCUUUCUAGUUGAAGAGGUGAAAAGGCAUUUCAUUGCUUUAAUUUGCGUUUUCCUGACUACCAGUGAGCUUGAGCAACUUUUCACAUAAUUGUUCACCAUUUGUGUUUCUUCUCUAAAUUGCCUCUUUGUAUUCUUUGCCCGUUUUUCUGCUGGAUUGUUUUCUUAUUGAUUUGUAAGAACUCUUUGUAUAUAAGGAAUAUUUACUUUUUGGCAUAUGUGUUGUAGAUAUUUUUGUCCCAACCCUUUUAUUUGUCUUUUGACUUUAUGAUAUCUUUUACCAUAAACUUUUUGAACAUUUUUUAAUGUUAUCUCUGCUGUUUUUCUUUAUGCUAUAUAGUUUCCCUCAUUGGACAGUACUUUUUUAUUUCCUGGUUUUUUAGUGUUCGUUGCUAAUGUGAAUGGGAUUUUUUUCUUUUCCAUUUCAACUAGUUAUAGCUGACAUCGAGAAAAGCUAUUGAUCUGUAUAUACUUAUUUUGUUUCUAGACACCUUACUAAAUUCUUUCCAGUUUUUAGACUGUUGGGUCUACCAGACAUAUAGUUACAUCAUCUCCAGACAGAGAAUUUUACCCUUUUCAAUACUUACUCCAUUUAUUUUUCUUCUAUAGUAUAAUUAGAGCCUCUGUUAAAGUUAUUAAACCUCUCUUAUAUGGGUAAAAAUUAUGUCCUGCUUGGAGUCUGAGCUGCAGAUGGCUCCAUCCCUGUGUUAGGCGCCAUGACCCUCCUUGUGUUACAUCAUCCUGUUUCCUCUUCACAGCAGAAGCUGUGGGAAUCAGAGGACUUCUCAGUCAGUAUUGGACAGACUACUUCUUUCCCAACUAGAGCCUAAGCUUUUAAAGUUGGAGAUCACGUCUCUUAUUUUCUUUUCCUCACAGAACCUAGCAGAGAACUGGGCAUAUAAUAAAUACGUGUUAAACUGUCCAAACAUGUUGAAUUCGUUUCUAUUCUCUCCUUCCAGUGUUCCCCCUACUUCUCCCUUGAAGCCAGCUUUGACUCUACCAAACUCCAGAGCAUAUGACCCAGCCUCUGCGCUUAGAUACCUUCAUGAAAACAGGAUCAUCCAUCGGGAUCUAAAGCCAGAAAACAUCGUCCUGCAGCAAGGAGAGCAGAGGUUAAUACACAAAAUUAUUGACCUAGGAUAUGCCAAGGAGCUGGAUCAGGGCAGCCUUUGUACUUCCUUUGUGGGGACCCUGCAAUACCUGGCCCCGGAGCUGCUGGAGCAGCAGAAGUACACGGUGACGGUGGACUACUGGAGCUUCGGCACCCUGGCUUUUGAGUGCAUCACGGGCUUCCGGCCUUUCCUCCCCAACUGGCAGCCUGUGCAGUGGCAUUCCAAAGUCCGGCAGAAGAGUGAGAUGGACAUCGUUGUCAGUGAAGACUUGAGCGGAGCAGUGAAGUUUUCAAGCUCGUUACCCUACCCCAAUAAUCUCAACAGUGUACUGGCACAGCGCCUGGAGAAGUGGCUGCAGCUGAUGUUAAUGUGGCACCCCCGGCAGAGGGGCACAGAUCCAGUGUACGGGCCCAAUGGCUGUUUCAAGGCCCUGGACGACAUCUUAAACUUGAAGCUGGUUCAUAUCUUGAACAUGGUCACAGGCACCAUUCACACCUACCCAGUGACAGAGGACGAGAGUCUGCAGAGCUUAAAGGCCAGAAUCCAGCAAGACACGGGAAUCCCAGAGGAGGACCAGGAGCUGCUGCAAGAAGCGGGUCUGGCAUUGAUCCCCGACAAGCCUGCCACGCAGUGUGUUUCAGAUGGCAAGCUAAAUGAGGGCCGCACAUUGGACAUGGAUCUCGUUUUUCUCUUUGACAACAGUAAAGUCACCUAUGAGAUGAAGAUUUCCCCUCGGCCUCAACCUGAAAGUGUCAGCUGUAUCCUUCAAGAGCCCAAGAAGAAUCUCUCUUUCUUCCACCUGAGGAAGGUGUGGGGACAGGUCUGGCACAGUAUCCAGACCCUGAAGGAAGAUUGUAACCGGCUGCAGCAGGGACAGCGAGCUGCCAUGAUGAAUCUCCUCCGGAAUAACAGCUGUCUGUCCAAGAUGAAGAAUUCCAUGGCUUCCAUGUCUCAGCAGCUCAAGGCCAAGUUGGAUUUCUUUAAAACCAGCGUCCAGAUUGACCUGGAGAAGUAUAGUGAGCAAACUGAGUUUGGAAUCACUUCAGAUAAAUUGCUGCUGGCUUGGAGGGAAAUGGAACAGGCAGUGGAGCUCUGCGGGCGGGAAAAUGAAGUGAAACAUCUGGUGGAACGGAUGAUGGCACUGCAGACAGACAUCGUGGACUUACAGAGGAGCCCAAUGGGUCGGAAGCAGGGGGGAACACUGGAUGACCUAGAAGAGCAAGCCAGGGAGCUUUACAGGAGACUAAGGGAGAAACCAAGAGACCAGCGAACUGAUGGUGACAGUCAGGAGAUGGUACGGCUGCUGCUCCAGGCAAUCCAAGGCUUUGAGAAGAAAGUGCGAGUGAUUUAUAGUCAGCUCAGUAAAACUGUAGUUUGCAAGCAGAAGGCUCUGGAAUUGUUGCCCAAGGUGGAAGAGGUGGUCAGUUUAAUGAAUGAGGAUGAGAAGACUGUGGUUCGGCUUCAGGAGAAGCGACAGAAGGAGCUCUGGAAUCUCCUGAAGAUCGCUUGUAGCAAGGUACGUGGUCCUGUCAGUGGAAGCCCAGAUAGCAUGAAUGCCUCUCGUCUUAGUCACCCUGGUCAGCUGAUGACUCAGCCUGCCACUGCCCCCGACGGCUUAGCUGAGUCAGCCAAGAAAAGUGAAGAACUGGUGGCUGAAGCACAUACUCUCUGCACCCGGCUAGAAAAUGCAAUGCAAGACACCAUGAAAACGCAGGACCAGAGUUUUAUGACUCUGGACUGGAGCUGGUUACAAGCAGAAGAAGAAGAGCAGAAUAGCCUGGAGCAGGCCUCGUGACUGUGUGGGUGGCCUUGACCACCUGAUGUGGGGCUCCCUGGCCUGAGGCUCUCGCGCAGUGGCCCCUGCUACAGUGAUGUCCCGGAAAUCUUCGGCCCCCAGAUGGGAAUCCGCUGACUUCCCCUAGUAGUUGUGACACUCACCCUGAACAAAGGGUGUGGCCCUCAGUGACAAUGCUGGACACCUUGUCUGCACACCUGGAAGGCCUCCAUCGCAGAGACCCAGCACACUUUGAUGCCAAGUGACACACUUGGCAGAGCCACAGCAGCACUUCCUCUGCUAUCGAAAAAGUGCUCAAACUACUGUUUGCCCCACAGACCACUAGACAAAUUUUAACAAGAAUAUUUCUGGACAAAGUCGAAAUGGCACUUGGUACCAGUCUGUCCUCCCCUGACCCCUCCUGAUCAGAGGGCCUGAUCCACCUGUUCUCUCUCAUCUUGCAGCUAAGAGUUUCAUCUGGAUUCGGGUUCUCUUAAACAGCCUUUGAAAGCAUUGAUUUGGCCUGGGCCAAUCAUCUCUCUUCCCCUUUUUAUUUCACUGCUGCUGAAACUUUUAUCUACUGCUUUGGUGGUAUCCUCCUUUCAGCAAGGCAGUAAUGAUGCUGAGCACUAGAGCACCUACCUUCCUUCCGGUCUCAAAGAUUAUCUGGGAGUGAGUUGUCAUGGAGAAGAAAGAAAGAAAAAAAUGGAAACUCUUAUUAGCCACUAGCCUAAUGACCACAGAUGCCCACACCUCCCUGUCCUUGCUCAGAUACAUCUUUGUGUGGUGGGAGCAAGGGGAGGGGUGUUCCUGCCGGUCAUAUCACCAGCAGUAUUAUUAAAUUGAUUUCUUUUAAAAAUUGUCUCUAUCUUUUAUAAUGUGAUUCAAACACUUAUACUGUGUUCCAUAAUCCAUUUUUAUAAUACCCAUGAUUAGGACUUCUGAACUCAAAAGCCAACUUAAUUCAAAAUUUUAUAAAAUUGCAUAGUGUCUGGAUCAUAAAAAGUGCAGUGGACAUUUUUGUGUGUCUUUGACAUUUUACAAAACGUCUUUCCAUAAAAGCUAGAGAGCAAAACAAGUUUAGAUGAUCACAAAGAGGUAGGUUUGGUGGGAGAAGGAAGUUGGAGUAGAGGAGUUGCACAGUGUGAGUUCCAUGGAGACAGCAUAAAGGGCGUGGUAAAGUACGUUUAGGAAAUGCUUCAUGUUUUCAUUCUUUCUUGGAGAUUCACAAUUGUACACUGGUACAUUAAAGUAUCUAAAAAGUCCUAUUAUAGAGAAACUGGUUUAACUUUGUGUAAGUCCACUGUUUACCAAACUCAUUUGACCAUAGAAUCUUUUUAUUAAAAAAAUUUCUCUGUGUGUGUAUAACAUUAAUAUUCCAAAGACUUGGAAUUUGAUGAAACAUAAUUUUGGAAAUACUAGAGCGGGACAUUGUGGGAAAUAAGAACAGAAAAAUAGACUAAAUGGAGGGAAUGAAUUCUGGGCUAAGGACCAUGGAUUUGUUUUACAGGCAGUUGAGAGUCACUAAAGAAUUCUGAGCAAGAAAAUGACAUGACUGAAGCAGUGGUUUAAGAAGAUCAGUAUGGCUGGGAUGUGCCAACUGAUUAAAAAAGUGAAAACUCUGGAGGUUGGACUUCCACUUCAAAAAAGAUGGAGUAGAUGUGCUUUUCCCUAUUCCUCCUGAUAAGUACAGCUGAAGUCCUUGGACAAAAGACAGACUGGCUCAGGACCUUGGGAGCUGAGGAAUGACAUGACAGUGUGUUCCCUGGGUUUUCUUCGUGCGUCGUAUAUCCCAAACUGGGUUCUGGAGUAGCCGGCCAGCAGGUGAAGACUAAAAAGCCCAAGACCUUCUUUGUCUAGCCUUGUUAGUUCCUUAGGGUUGCUGUAACAAAUUACCACAAAGUAGAAAUGGCUUAAAACAACAAAAAUUUAAUCUCAAAGUUCUAGAGACCAGCAGUCUGAAAUUGGGUAUUGGCAUUGGCAGGACCCGGCUUGCCCUGAAAGCUCUAGGGGAGAUUCUGUUCCUUGCCUUUUCCAGCUUCAGGUGGCUCCAGCCAGUCCUUGUUUUGUGGCUGCUUGUCUCCAGUCUCUGCCUCCAUUGUCACAUUGCUGCCUCCUCUUUCAUCUGUCAAAUCCCCUCUGGGUGUGUCUUAACAUUUGCCAUUGGAUUUAAGACCCUUUCCAGAUAAUCCAGGAUAAGCGCGUUUUCUCAAGACCCUUAACUUGGUCACAUAUUUUGCCAUAUAAGGUAAUAUUCACAGGUUUUGGGGAUUAGGACAUGGAUAUAUCUUCUUGGGGGCCACCAUUAAACCCAUUACAGUCCACCCUCUGCACCACUCCCCCAAAUUCACAUCUCUUCCAUGUGCAAAAUACAUUCACCCUGUUCUAACAUCUCUAGAAAUCUCAACCCUAAAUCCAAAAAUCUCAUGCAGAUUUCAUCCAAAAUUAUUAUCAGCUCAAAAGUUCUAAAUCUCAUCAUCUAAAUCAGGUAUGGGUGAAACUCUGGCCAUGAUCCAUCCCGGGGCAAAAUUCCUCCGUCUGCAGACCUGUGAAACUGGAAAACGAGUUAUCUGUUUCCACAAUACAAUGGUAGGUUAGGGAUAUGAUAGACAUUCCCAUUCCAAAAGGGAAAAAUCGGGACAAAUAAAGGGGUCACCAUUCCCAAAUAAGUUUGAAACCCAGUAGGACAAAUUCCAUAAGAUUUCAAGUCCUGAUAAUUCUCCAUGGAGGCUUCACCUUCUGGACUCAACAGUUGCUGUCGGCCUCUGAGUCUGCACCUAAUGCCUCUGCCUCUGCACCUGUGGCUCUGCCCUCCGUCGUCUUUUUCUUGAAGGGGUAGCACAUGUUUGAGGACUAAGGUAUACCUGAUGGAAGCCAUGGUAUUUUCAGUCACCUCGUAUACGUGCGAAGGCUGGACAAUGAAUAAGGAAGACGGAAGA
Messenger RNA from Trichechus manatus latirostris (Florida manatee), 6551 nucleotides. It is a transcript of the gene IKBKB, whose product is annotated as inhibitor of nuclear factor kappa B kinase subunit beta. Gene Ontology annotation, cellular component: IkappaB kinase complex; cytoplasm. The transcript has 18 exons. Gene Ontology annotation, biological process: positive regulation of transcription by RNA polymerase II; tumor necrosis factor-mediated signaling pathway; peptidyl-serine phosphorylation. The record is from RefSeq and is a predicted model, not a curated record. Gene Ontology annotation, molecular function: protein binding; ATP binding; IkappaB kinase activity. The coding region runs from base 1654 to 3633 and encodes 659 amino acids. NCBI's taxonomy places the organism in Eukaryota, Metazoa, Chordata, Mammalia, Sirenia, Trichechidae.